Molecule: messenger RNA, 1508 nt
Organism: Carassius gibelio (silver crucian carp)
Lineage: Eukaryota; Metazoa; Chordata; Actinopteri; Cypriniformes; Cyprinidae
Product: forkhead box protein O3-like
Exons: 2
Coding region: 769-1368 (199 amino acids)
Biological process (GO): regulation of transcription by RNA polymerase II
Cellular component (GO): mitochondrial matrix; nucleus
Molecular function (GO): RNA polymerase II cis-regulatory region sequence-specific DNA binding; DNA-binding transcription factor activity, RNA polymerase II-specific
Source: RefSeq, a predicted model, not a curated record
AGCGCUAGAGGCUGCGUUCCUCUUCUCGCCCUUCUGCAGUCACUCGGUCCUAAAUUGAGCUGGCUUGAGUGCUGACAGACGAUUAGAGUAGAUAGUCGUCCUGUGCCUUUAGAUAGUUAGGUGCAGAGAGAGAAGGGGCUUUCUGGAUGGGAUUUUUUUUUUUUGCAGUGUACAGUUCGUGACAAGGAUGCACAGGUGCGCGCUCAAAUAAGGCAUAGUUAUUAAGCGAUAGUUGCGUCUCUAACGUUACCUUUAAUUGUUAAAGAGUCAUCGGAAUUCUAAGAGACAUUGGGUCAAACUGGCAAACAGCACAAAACGAUCAGAACGGUGAAUUAGCACGCGUAGUUCUGUCCUCGCUAUUGUAGGAGUCUUGAUCUGACAUAACGGAGUUUUGAUUGUAGCCCGCUGAAUGUUCCUUGGUUCUGACAAUUCAAUUCUUUUGUCACUACAGCGACUUGCUGCUUGUGAUGGUUGUGUGCAGUGACGUUGUGGCGCUUUGUCCGUGGCUACUGGCGAAGUGCGCUGGAGAGAUAUAGUUGUAUUACAUCAGUGCACCAAGUGAGUGGAGUGCGACACAGAGAAGAGAAACGGGUGUUGAGGGAGGGGUAUCAAUUAUCAUUAAGAUUUGCACUAGUCGCUCAAGAAGCAUUUAAACACCAUUUAGAUAUUUAGGUGCAUUCAUGGAAUGCGACUGUGACCGCUUCCCACUGCCUGUUUAUCAUUGAUCAAGACAGUACAGAGGAGCGUCAGAGAAGGCUGGUAGAGGCAAUGGCAGAGAUGAGCCUGGAGCCACUGUCCUCUCUGGAGGUAGCCAUCGAUCCAGAUUUUGAGCCACAGAAACGGCCGAGAUCAUGCACUUGGCCUCUGCCAGAGUCCAGCUCGGCAAAGCCUGCUUCCCACGACACAGAUAUAAUCCCAGAGGAAGAUGAUGAUGAGGAUGACAAUGCUAUGGCAAUCAGUGCCAACAGUGUGGAUGAAAGAGAGGACAAUGGCAGCCCAAGCUUGACUGAGGAAUUGCAUCCCACUAGCGGUCAGGAGAACACAGGCUCCCCACUUUCUUCUCAGCCCACUUCUGCAACCACGGCGAGUCCAGAGACAAGCGGUCAGAGCAGCCAACAGCAAACUCCCCGGAAGUCAUCUUCAAGGAGGAACGCAUGGGGCAACCUGUCCUAUGCAGACCUUAUCACAAAAGCCAUAGAGAGCACCCCAGACAAGAGACUGACACUGUCCCAGAUCUACGACUGGAUGGUCAGAAGCGUCCCAUACUUUAAAGACAAAGGUGACAGCAACAGUUCCGCUGGUUGGAAGGUAAGCCCUCCCCUACCCAACUGUGUCCUGAAGGCCACCACACAUACUACACAUUUUUAGAUGUCUCUUCUAAUGAUCAGUUUAAUCAGAUAUGAAGGGAUAUUCUGUCAUCAUUUAUUCACCCUCAUGUCAUUCCAAGCCUGUGUGACUUUCUUUCCUCUUUGGAACAAAAAAAUAAGAUAUUUUGCAGAAUGUUGGUA